This is a messenger RNA of Conger conger (European conger), 1259 nucleotides long. RefSeq names its product homeobox protein TGIF2-like. Lineage: Eukaryota; Metazoa; Chordata; Actinopteri; Anguilliformes; Congridae. The record is from RefSeq and is a predicted model, not a curated record. The coding region runs from base 268 to 1251 and encodes 327 amino acids. The transcript has 3 exons. Gene Ontology annotation, biological process: regulation of transcription by RNA polymerase II. Gene Ontology annotation, molecular function: RNA polymerase II cis-regulatory region sequence-specific DNA binding; DNA-binding transcription factor activity, RNA polymerase II-specific.
GCCGCUGUCUGCCUGCAGGUAGACGACGCGAGUGUGUGACAAUAGAUUCACUUUGAGAAAAAAAAAAACUGUUUCGCCUAUUUUAAAAGACUGCGUCAGAAAAAUAAUUGUGGUGAAGGAACGGAGCCAAUUGUAUGAAGACGCGUGGGGUAUCGGUGUAGUCUGUAAAGAACAGUGUGGAGAAGCUCGCAUUUUGCAAGGAACUUCAAAAAAAUCACAGCCAGCAAACAAAACCCAUCAAGCUAGCUUUCAUUCUUGACACAAAGAAUGAAGGCUUUAAAGAGAGCCAGGGAGGAGCGCGACCUCUCGGUGAUGUCAGACAGCGACGCUUACGAUGAUGACGUCAACGGUGGGUUCCCGCUGGACCUCUCCGGAGGCGCGGGGAAGCGCCGUCGCCGUGGAAACCUCCCGAAGGAGGCCGUGGAGUUGUUGCGGAACUGGCUGUUCGAGCAUCGCUUCAACGCUUAUCCCUCCGAGCAGGAGAAGCUGAGCAUGUCCGGCCAGACCGGCCUCUCGGUGCUGCAGAUCUGUAACUGGUUCAUAAAUGCUCGGAGGAGGCUGCUUCCUGAUCUCCUGCGGAAGGACGGGAAGGAUCCGCUCCGGUUCACCAUCUCCCGACGCGCGGGGAAGGGGGAGGGCCGAAGCCCCGGGUCUCCAGAGCCCGCCUCCUGUCCCGCCCCCCUCCCUCUGCUCCGGCCCACUGUGAUCUGCCCCGCCCCCCCGCUGGACCUCAGCCGGUUAGGCAACACGGCGAACGCCAUCCUGACUGCAGCCGCCAGCCUGGCCCCGCCCCCUCGGGACACCCUGAGCCCAGCCCACAAGGAAGCCCCGCCCCCGGACACACAGAGCCCCACCCACGCCGAUGAAGCCCCCCCCCCCGCGGGGGGUCUUUUCCACGCCCCGCCGCCCGAGCUUCGGCCCCAGGACUUCAGCGCCCUGCGGCUGCUGGUGGAGGCGGCCAUGUUGCGAGCCGCUGAGCUCGACCUGCAGAGGGCCAGUCCGGCAGCCAAACUACAAAAUGGUGGCUCGCUCACGGGACUCGACUCCUCCUCGGCCCCCCGCCUGCACACCGUCUCCACAACAGUCAUCGGCGACACGCGGAGGUCGGAGGUCACAGGCCGGCCCCACUAUGAGCCCGGCGUGUGGGCGGUGCCAUACAGGGAGGCCCCGUCCACCCCCCAGCUGAGCCCCACACCGUGUGUUUGGGCGCCUCCCCACUCUGUGCUCGCGGUGCGAGAGGCUGUGAACUAGCCGGAUUG